Messenger RNA from Ananas comosus (pineapple), 489 nucleotides. RefSeq names its product RING-H2 finger protein ATL39-like. NCBI's taxonomy places the organism in Eukaryota, Viridiplantae, Streptophyta, Magnoliopsida, Poales, Bromeliaceae. The transcript is spliced from 2 exons. The record is from RefSeq and is a predicted model, not a curated record. The coding region runs from base 1 to 489 and encodes 162 amino acids.
AUGACCAAGGAGGAGCUUAACGCCGACAAUAGAGGCGAACGCGAUGUGGAGAUCGAGAUUCACCUCCCCGAUAUCGACAGUGCGAUCAAGGUGCGAUGGAGUAGUAACUUGAUCUUUGCUCCGGGUAUUUCGGGCAGCGACGCUUUCGUCCCCGCCGUCGCCAUUGUCUUUGCCGGGAUUUGCGCUCUGGAAAACUAUAGAGAGGCAUUGCAACAGUGUCGUCGACGCAUCAGUAGUUUGCUAGACCGUGUGCUCUAUUCUUCUGCCCGACAAGUGCAUCCUGCGUUUGCAUUACGACAAGAUGGCGGUGGCGGCAGAGGCGGUGACGGUCGGACGGUUUGCGCCGUCUGCUUAGGUUCAUUGACGGCGGGGGAUAUGGUGAGAUUAUUGCCGGUGUGCGCGCACAUGUUUCAUGCGGACUGCGUCGACCCUUGGCUUCGCCAGCACUCGACGUGCCCGCUUUGUCGGUCGGAUGCGUUUCUUGGUUAG